AUGACGAGAGUGAACAGUACGUACAUUCAUUGUGGUUCAGAAGAGAAAAACUAUAUCCGUAUCACUAGAAGUUUAAAUCGAGGCAAUUUUUUGGAGAUUCUCAAAUGGGCAGCACAGACUGAUCCUAUAGUGCAGUCAAUUUUUCAAGAUUCCACGAGCAAUGCUACUUACUUAAGUCAUGACAUUCAAAACGAAAUAAUUCAUAUAAUGAGUAGUCAAAUUCGCGAAGAUAUUGCUUUCAUGUUGACUAACUGUAAUUAUGCAUUAAUGGCCGAUGAAUGUCGAGAUAUAAGUGACAGACAGCAACUAUCCAUUGUUAUUAGAUUUGUUCGUGGUGUUAAUGAUCGUAAAAUUGACGCUUUAAGUGUUGUGAAGGAAUGUUUUCUUGGCUCCGUUGCAUUAGAUGAAUUCGAUGCUGAAACAUUAGCCAACAAGAUUGUUGACUUUUUAAAAAGUUUAAAUAUUUCUUUAGAUUCAUGCAUCUGUUGA
Molecule: messenger RNA, 489 nt
Organism: Adineta ricciae
Lineage: Eukaryota; Metazoa; Rotifera; Eurotatoria; Adinetida; Adinetidae
Source: the annotation of a GenBank genome assembly